This is a messenger RNA of Drosophila mojavensis, 1129 nucleotides long. RefSeq lists its product as uncharacterized. The record is from RefSeq and is a predicted model, not a curated record. The coding region runs from base 48 to 950 and encodes 300 amino acids. The transcript has 2 exons. Lineage: Eukaryota; Metazoa; Arthropoda; Insecta; Diptera; Drosophilidae.
UCAACAGCAGUCUUAUUUGGUUCGUUGGAGUGAUCGGUUGAAAAACAAUGGAUAUAUUUGACGUAAUUGAAAUAACCGAAACUUGGAUUUGUUUUUUUUUUAUACUCAAGACGUCUUUUCGUUUCGUCGAUACACGUAAACUCGGCCAGUUCAAUAUCAAUGUCAAUGACCUUGUUCCCAUUGCAGCGAUCGUAGAAUUUUUUUCAAUGCCACGUAACAAUAAAUUACGAUCAGUAUUUCCGGUUUGUGUUGAUUCGAUGAAGGACAAAUAUCGCGAAAUGGGUAUUGUCGAAGAGAAGAGGCAGCACUUUAAGGACUAUGUGGAGCCUGUUGACGACAAAUUCACGAGCUUGAUAAGUUUUGAAUAUGGUGUGCCCCUUAUAAAAGGCCUGCCAUACGAGAAAGUCCUACAAUUGAAAACACUGAAACAUUUAUAUAUUUGGAUUGACAGUUCUCUGAAAUAUGAAUUUUUGGUUGCUCUUGGAAACAAGUCAGGAGAAACGAUUGAAAGUCUCUCCAUAAAGGGCGCAUAUCUAACGACUGAGCACGUGGAGAGGAUUUGUGACACUCUCCAGCUCAGCCUGGAAAAUUUCUGUGUGUGGUGUAAAGAAGUGCCGCUUGAACACUUGCUAAAACUGCAGAAGCUGAAGUCGCUUCAUAUUCAAAUGUCUUCCAUAAAAAAUGCAAUGGUAAUGGAACUUAUAAAGGGUUUGCCCAACUUGGUGAUCUUGAAUAUGCGAGAGUGUCAACUGCUAACAGAGGAGUUUGUCUCUGAAGCACUUGACUGCCUGACCAAUAACAACAAACAAUCGAAACUCACGAUUUACGUGCAGGGAUCAGCCAUAAAUUGGAAGGAGCUGCCUGGAAAUGGACAUUUGUUGCAGGUCAUUGAGAAGCAAAAGAAUGAAAUAGUUCGUAUGAAUGGCGAAUUGAGCAAUCAAGAUAAUUAAAAAAAAAAAGAUUGAUAUAUAUAUAUAUAUAUUCAGUUGUUAACGACAGGAAACAUAAGAAAAAUAAUUUUUAUUCAUUUUAUUUCAAUACACAUACUAAUCAAAAGUCUAAAAAAAGUUACUCAAAUUUUUGUAUAACCCUUACAACAAUUAUAUACACUUUGUGAGCAAUUUUGUGU